Molecule: messenger RNA, 1588 nt
Organism: Poecilia latipinna (sailfin molly)
Lineage: Eukaryota; Metazoa; Chordata; Actinopteri; Cyprinodontiformes; Poeciliidae
Product: gap junction delta-3 protein
Exons: 2
Coding region: 524-1354 (276 amino acids)
Biological process (GO): cell-cell signaling
Cellular component (GO): connexin complex
Molecular function (GO): gap junction channel activity involved in AV node cell-bundle of His cell electrical coupling
Source: RefSeq, a predicted model, not a curated record
AACCUCAUACUCGAGCCAUUUGGAGAGACUGGCCGAAGCCUGGGCUGUGCGGCAUUAGCGACCGGCAUGCUUUUGUAAUGCCUUCGGGUUUAUCCCGCAAUCUUUAAGCCUUUGAGGCACCUUGGAGGAAAUCUUUCAUGUCAAAACAAGUAUGUGGACAGAUCAGACCGGACCUGUUUUAUUGUCUUGUAGCUCGUAGGAGGUACUGUAUAUGACAUGGCAUUUCAUCUCUACAGGCAGUCGGUGUGUUUUAGAAGCAGCAGGUGGUUGAGGACUACAUCAUUUUUAAGAGAAGAUUCAGAUUUGAAGAGGAAAUACAUAGAUUUUCUUUUGUUUAUUUGUUUCUUGGCAGAAAAGAAGUGGACAAAGGGAAACUAUCAAUUAAGAACAACACAAUGAACCCUGAAGUAACCUUUGAACCACACCUUCAGUCCUGAGCAGGAUAUAUUAGUGUUCCCUUCAGUUUCUUUUUAAAUCAGAGACACUUUUCACUGUGAGGCACAGAUCUCUGACCACUGCAGCCAUGGGUGAAUGGGGGUUCCUCGAGAGUGUCUUCGAAGGCCUCCAGGCCCACUCUCCGAUGCUUGGACGUUUCUGGCUCUUCCUCAUGCUCGUGUUUCGGAUCGUGAUCCUGGGGACUGUGGCCAGCGACCUGUUUGAGGACGAACAAUUGGAGUUUUCCUGCAACACCCUCCAGCCGGGCUGUAAGCAGGUUUGCUACGACAAGGCGUUUCCCAUCUCCCAGUACAGAUUUUGGGUGUUUCACAUAGUUCUGAUUGCUACGCCGUCCUUAGUUUUCGUCAUGUACGCCACACAUCAUAAUAACAAAAAAGCCAAGCGGCCCAAGUCGAAGCGCAGCAUCAUUCAGAACUACAUAGACAAUCGCCGUUUGAGGAGGCUGUACAUCGUAAACGUCAUGUUUCGAAUUGCAGCGGAGGUGGGCUUCUUGGUGGGACAAUGCAAGCUGUACAGCUUCGAGGUGCCAGCCCAGUACCCCUGCGAUCGCUUUCCCUGCCCCUACACCGUUGACUGCUUCACCUCCCGCCCUAUGGAGAAAACGAUCUUCCUCUACUUCUACUUUGGCGUGGGGGUCCUAUCUGCCUUUUCUAGCAUUGUGGAGCUGUUGUACAGCUCUAUAAAGUGGUUCUGCUGCGACCAGGAAAACUUUGAUCUGGAUGAAAGCACUUCCGAGAAUCUCCAGAACUUAAGGCAAGAUGAGUCUGGCAAGAAGACGACGUCAGACAAUGUAUCCAGCAGCAUGGAGUUAAAGAAAGGAUCGGUGAGGAGCAGCAAGACGAUCUCCACCAAGGGCAAGAGAAGCAAAUAUGUGAGCACCAGGACGUGCGUGGUUUGACAGGCCGCCACCAUUUCCUGCUCAAAAAAUUAUGUUAUUUUGGGGGAGGGGGCGGGGGGGGUAAUGGUAUACGUCAUUUCAUCUUAAAAUGCCAUGUAUGUAUGUGUGACAGUUUCCCUGAUGGGAGACAUAAUAAGGAAGCUCUUGAAGCAAGGUCAGGAAAUGUGUGUAAAGAUGAGGCCUGGUUGACCUGCUGGGAUCUUGAGUCACGUCAGACUGUAAACACUUGAGAGA